This is a messenger RNA of Ogataea polymorpha, 860 nucleotides long. RefSeq lists its product as uncharacterized. Bases 318 to 857 code for a protein of 179 amino acids. The transcript has a single exon. Lineage: Eukaryota; Fungi; Ascomycota; Pichiomycetes; Pichiales; Pichiaceae. Gene Ontology annotation, molecular function: protein kinase binding. Gene Ontology annotation, biological process: signal transduction. The record is from RefSeq and is a predicted model, not a curated record. Gene Ontology annotation, cellular component: nucleus; cytoplasm; nucleotide-activated protein kinase complex.
GGUCAUGUGACUCUGCACGGGAGUGAGGUCGACCUUCAAUUCAGGGCCUCGGGGAGUCGUCUGCGACAUGCGAGGAAAAAACAAAGAUAAAUAAAAAAAAGAUCUCAUGUUUUUCGACGGGUCGAUCGUCUGCAGAUGCAUCGUAUCACCUGAGGCAGACAGCAGGGGCUCUCGCGUUCUGGGUGUACAUGGCGACCGCCAAGAUGUGCCUCAGAACAGCACACAAAGGCUUUGCUUGUCUCCAGAUUACAGCAUGAUCGGCUGCGAUCCGUCUCCUGUCAUAAAUAUUAUCCCUCACUUUUUUUUUCUCCCUCUUUAUGUAUUCGCUGGAAGUGCACCUUGACGACAAAGCCCACAGCUUCAACAGCGUCCAUGUGGCAGGCACGUUCAACGGCUGGUCGCAGACGGCUGAUGGACUUGAGUAUGACGCUGCAGGCACCAGGUGGGCUACCAGUCUGAAACUGAACAAUGUCCGUGUAGGGGAUAAAUUGCUGUAUAAGUUUGUUGUCAACGAGCAGGAGUGGGUUUGCAACGACCAAGAGGCCACGGAGACAAACGAGCUGGGCACAGAAAACAACGUUGUCGUGAUCACAGAGGCCAUGGAGGAGCCCGAUUCUGCGGUGUCGUCUGCUUGGGUCGAGGUGGAGAACCACCAGGACGAGGCAGAGGAAGCAGCCAGGGACGAGCAAGAACACGAGACUGCGGCUGAGCCGGCGCCAGAACCAAAGCACGUGUCGCACAGGAAAAACUACUACUCGUGGCUGGUUUCGGUGGCCGGACUGCUGGAGUCGCUCAAAUGGUUUUUCAGGUGUUACCUCGUGUCGAUAUUUACCAAUAAGGGAGCAAAUAGCCAGUGACCC